ACUCGGAGCCACUUGUAUCGGGAAGGUAUUACCUGUUACACUGGAAAAAUUGGACAUUAGCAACGUUUAUCAGUCCAGUUUACACAGUUAACGUAUUGGGCGAAUCGAUUGGGCAGUUGUUGUUUGCACAGCGAGGUUUCUUGAGGAAUACAGUACAGCCAAGCUGCAUACGAGGGCUCCUGAUGAAGAUGUGCAGGUAAUACUCUGAGAGCCUUGUAAGACACCAUGUCUGAAAAGGCCGUUUCAGAAAGUGACCUGGAGCCCAGCCUUAACAGUGAAGAGGAGUAUUCGGAAAAUGAGGAGGAGGAGGAGAACGACGGCGACAUGGAGGAAGAUGAAGAUGAAGACGAAAAUGACGGUGACGAUGAAGAUGACAGUGUUGAACGACCUGGGAGUGCAGAGAGCAGGACAGAAACUGCUCAGGAUGGCGGGGACUCCACUUCAACAACCUCAGGAGAGGCGUCCCCAGAGCCUCCAUCUCAGCCGACGUCCCGCCCAUCAUCGAGGGCUCCCUCCAGACCGGCCUCUCGUUCUCAGCCUCCGACCAGCCCAGAAAACUCAAGCCAGAGCAAGACUCCUUCCAUCAAAACAAAGAAGCAUAAAAGCUCUAAAUCCACCAAAUCGAAGUCUUCAAAAGGGUCCAACUCUUCCAAGACGUCUAAACCUACACACAUGAGGAAGAACAUUAGAAAGCUGCUGAAAGAGGAUCAGCUGGAGACCGGGACCAAGACUGCCCAACAGGAGGAGAUGGAAAGGAGAAAGCGUCUCGAGCAGCAGAGGAAGGACUUCCCUACAGCAGCCUCAACUCUCGCUGACUCUCAGCUAGCCGACACUGCUUCCCUUUUGGGAGAAGUGUCUCACUUGAUCCCUGGUCUCCUGGGAAAGCAGGAUGUGAUCUGUCUGGACAGCAGCGGUGAUGAAGAGGAAACGGUGGACCCCACGCUGCCUGCACUUGCUGUUAGAGAUGAUAUAAUUGAGCUUAGUUCUGGGGACGAGGACGCCCUGCAGAUAAGCAGCGAGUCGGCCGAUGAGGAUGCUGAUGGCACCGCCGCCUCAGAGGAGAGCAGCGGCGCACAUAUCAAUGAUGCUAUGAACCUGCCCGAUGCCCAGGGUCAAGUGCUAGUUAAUAUUAGUCACCCUGCAGAGGAGAAAGACAUUUACCUUGCUCCACAGCUGGCCAAGGCAGUCAAGCCUCACCAGGUCGGUGGAAUUCGUUUUCUGUACGAUAACCUCAUUGAGUCCCUGGAGCGGUAUAAGACCAGCAGUGGCUUUGGCUGCAUCCUUGCUCACAGCAUGGGGCUGGGGAAGACCCUGCAGGUCAUUUCCUUCACUGACAUCCUGCUGAGGAAUACUGAGGCUCACACUGUGCUGGUUGUUGUUCCUGUGAACACACUCCAGAAUUGGCUGACUGAGUUUAACCUCUGGCUCCCACCACAAGAAGCCCUUUCCCCUGACACUGACCCUGCACUCGUCACAGGCCGCAAUUUCAAAGUUCACAUUCUCAACGAUGAGCACAAAUCGACGCUAGCCAGGGCCAAAGUUGUGGAGGAGUGGUCCAGAGAUGGAGGCGUGCUGCUGAUGGGCUACGAGAUGUACCGUUUGCUGUCCAUGAAAAAGAGCUUUGUGAUGGGCAAGAAGAGGAAAUCAAAGAAGCAAGCAGGACCAAUCAUCAUUGAUCUGGAUGAAGAAGAUCGACAGCAGGAACUAAUGAAAGUUAUUGAGAGGGCCAUAGCGCGGCCCGGCCCAGAUGUGGUGAUAUGUGACGAAGGUCAUCGCAUUAAAAACUACCACGCCAGCACAUCGCAGGCUCUGAAGAACAUCCGCUCCCGGCGCAGAGUAGUCCUGACCGGUUACCCAUUACAGAACAACCUCAUUGAAUACUGGUGCAUGGUGGACUUUGUUAGGCCCGACUUUUUAGGCACACGUCAGGAAUUCAGCAACAUGUUUGAGCGGCCCAUUCUGAACGGGCAGUGCGUGGACAGCACUGCUCACGAUGUCCGCUUGAUGCGCUACCGCAGCCACGUGCUGCACAGCCUGCUGGAAGGUUUCGUCCAGAGACGAGGUCAUGAUGUGCUGAGAGACCAGCUUCCCUCCAAGGAGGAGCAUGUGAUCUUGGUGCGGCUCUCUCCCAUUCAGAGGGCCUUGUACACAGAGUUUAUGAAACGCUUUCGAGAAGCAGGGAACACUGGCUGGCUCGGUCUAAACCCACUCAAAGCCUUCUGCGUAUGCUGCAAGAUCUGGAAUCAUCCAGACGUCCUGUAUGAAGCCCUGCAGAAGGAGAAUCAUGCCAACGAGCAGGACCUGGACCUCGAUGACAUCACUUCGGCUGGUAACCCCCGCUGUGCUGGGCCAGGCCCAAAAGCCAAAGUGGCCGACACCAAAGCCAACAACCCUCUGCCGCUAGUCAACACCUCUCAGGACAGAGCCAAUCAAGUCAUCACGUAUGAAUGGGCAAAGGGCAUCAUGUCAAACUAUCAAACCGGACUUCUGGAGAACUCAGCCAAGAUGAUUCUGCUCUUCCACUUGAUUGAUGAGAGUGUGAGAAGAAGGGACAAGAUUUUGGUCUUUAGUCAAAGUUUGUCCAGCCUGUCGGUGAUUGAGAACUUUUUAUCAAAGAGACCCAUACCGACUGACUCCUCUGACACCGAGAGCCCAAACUGGAUUCGCAAUAUCAAUUACUACAGACUGGACGGGAGUACCUCUGCCUCAGAAAGAGAACGACUUAUAAAUCAGUUUAAUGACCCAGAAAACAUCAAAACUUGGGUCUUCCUUCUUUCCACAAGAGCGGGCUGCUUGGGAGUAAAUCUGAUCGGGGCCAACCGCGUCGUCGUGUUUGAUGCCUCCUGGAACCCGUGUCAUGAUGCUCAGGCGGUCUGUCGGGUGUACCGCUAUGGUCAGAGGAAACCCUGCUACAUUUACCGCCUCGUCUGUGAUUUCACCCUGGAGAAAAAGAUUUAUGACAGACAGGUCUCCAAACAGGGCAUGUCUGACCGAGUGGUCGAUGACUUGAACCCAGUGCUGAACUUCACUCGUAAGGAAGUGGACUCGCUGCUGCACUUUGUAGAAGAGGAGCCCGAAAGAAUUUCUCUGGAAUCCAAGCAGGAAUUUGAAACCGUGUUGUACGACGCUUGUCAGCUUUACCCACACCUCAUCACCAAGCAACCUUUUCAUCACGAGUCUCUAUUGGUGGAUCGAAAGGAGUCCAAACUGACCAAAGCAGAGAAGAGAGCCGCCAAGAAGAGCUAUGAGGAUGAGAAACGAGCGUCUGUCCCUUACUCGCGCCCAUCGUACGCCCCUUAUUACCCAACCAGUGAUCAGACGCUCACCAACAUACCAGCAUUCAACCAACGUGGCUGGCGUCCGACGGUGCGGCCAGAUCACAAGCCGGUGGCGAGCGUCAGGCCCAUCCAGUCGACCCCCAUCCCCAUGAUGCCUCGCCAGGCCGGCAUGGCUGCACUGAGUCCUGUCGGCAGCCUGCCUCUCAACUUUCUGCAGAAAGCUGGAGUUUAUGUGCAGAGAAUUGUCACCACCACUGAUAUUGUAAUCCCGGGAACCAACAGCACAACAGAUGUUCAAGCUCGAAUUAGUGCAGGAGAGAGCAUCCAUGUUAUAAGAGGAUCGAAAGGUACCUACAUUAGGACAAACGAUGGAAGGAUUUUUGCUAUUCGAUCUGGAAAGAUCAGUAGGCCAGCAGUCGGGGGUUCUGCUUCUUCAAGGGACACCCAGGGAUCCCUGAUCCACCCACUCAGUAACGGCUGCUCGUCGCCUGUGGAUCAACAGCAGGAUUCCCCCAACGGGGAGCAGCAGCCCUCCUCUCCCUUAAGCUCCGAGAUCCUCCGAGAGCUCACCCGCUACGCCUCCUCCACAGGGGAUGCCGCCAACACCGCCGGCGGCACGGGGGACGACCCGCCGUCCCCCGUGCCGGACAUGUCGGCCGGCACCGUAGGCAGUUCGCAGAACAAUCGGACCGGCAACCACAGCCGGCAGCUCAGUGAAGACCUCCUGGGCUCGGCCUUAGAGAUGCGCGGCAGCAAGCGCAGGAGUACUGAAAGCCAGGGCAGCACACAGCUGGGGGGCAAACGCUCUUCUGCCGCCGCGCGUUUCCCCGGACUGUCCGCGGGCUCCGGUGGCCUCAGUUUCCCCCCCGUCGGUCUGAACUCCUCGUCCUCCCUCCUGGGGAACCUUGGUCACAUGGGUCAUCCGCUUCUGAUGGGCGGCGGCGGCUCGUCGUUCCUUCAGGCGCCCGGACAGACCCUGGCUGACCUACAGACCAUGUUCCCCUCCGCAGGCUCGGAGCUGCUGAGGCCGCCCGCCACAGGAAACGGACACCCGCCCGCGCCCUCUUCGUCGUCGCUGUCGAGCGUUUUCUCCUCGGCUCCCCCCGCCGUCUCCAUGUCGGGUUCGACCUCUGCGGCCACUUCUUCCUCCCUGGUGUCGGGGUCACUGCCGCCGUACUUGAUGAAUCCCAACAUGGCCGGCCUGCUUCCGUCUGGCUUCCCGCUGAACUACGGCCAGUCGCUGCUCUCCGAGCCCAGGAUGUUCCCCGCCCCGCUCCUCUCUGGGUCGGGGGGAUUCCCCACAUCCAACUCCAGCUCUACUGCGUCCGGUUUCCUCUCCCAUUUCAACAACCCAGCUUCCAGCCUGUUGGGGGCGGCUCUGACUCAGCCAGACAUGCAUCAGAGCACGGAGAACAACGGCAGCAGUUCUGAUGACGACGUUAUAGAGGUGAUGGGACAGUAGAGAGGCGCUUUCACACAAUCAUGGCAAACAUGAAUUAGGGAUGGGAAGGGUUACACGUUUAUUAAAUGAACUAAAGGGAUCAUGUUACAGCACCUACCGUAAUUUAUGACCCGUGGAUUAGUGUUUAGAUGUAUUGUGAAAUUCUGGAGUCCACGUAGAGACGGGAAGAAAGAAAGUGAGAAUAUACAACCUUCUUCUAAAUAAAAAUAAAAAUAACAAUUCAAUAAUAAAAACUUUUCAGGAACUAAACAAUCACCUUUAAUUCACCUUCACUGAAUGAAUGGUCUUCAACAAGACCGUGUUCCAGCCUCGCUGUUCCCAUUCAUUAAGUGUCUCAUUAACCUACACACACACACACACCUACCUGCUGCUGAGAGAAUCAACUUGUACCUGAAUCCUCAUGCUGAACGUGGCCGAGUUGUUCGGCCGGAGCGUCCGAGCAGCGGCAUCAGACGGGUGUCGUUUGGGGACCAGCUGAUUCUUUCGGGAGCUUUCUAAGCACAGAAUCCACUGCGAUACCUUCAAGCCUCCCAGCGCUGUUAGUCGUAUCCCCCCCGAAUUCAAAUGGAAGUGAGAAGUGCUUCUUGUUGGAUCGAUGACUUAUUGCUACGAAACGGUCCAGUGCAAACGAAAAGCAGACAUUCCGUGUCACAUGUCAGCAGUGCUCACCUGCUGCGCACUUUUGCAGCACACUGGAAGGCAACAAUACUUCAAUAAAUAACCCCCCUGCUGGCUGCAGAACGCGGUGUUGAUAUUUGUCCAAAUGCACAAAUGACCGUAUAUAUUUAGAGAAAAUCCUUUCACGGUUUUCCUUUAACAGCUGGAAUCUUUAGGCUUUCCAAACGUAUUUUUAGUCUUUAGAAAUUUGAUAGACAUUGUAGCAUCCCCUGUGGAGAGGAUAUACGUGUGAUCCUGCAACUGAACAGGUUGUACUUUGUAAAUAGCAUCAUUAUUGUUUUUAUUGUCAAUAAUGUGCAGUGUGUAGAUUUUGUUUGGAGGGAGAUGGUUUACUAUUUCGGUGACUAUCAUGGUGAUAAAUGUGCUCUCAUUGACGCGAGGGAAACAAAUUUAUGUUCAACUUUAUCAUUUACCUUUUCCUCCCCCCCUUAAAACUAAAAUGAAUGUACUUUCAUGUUAGCCUUUGACAACACAGGGUCUGGAAAGAGGUUUGAGACUGUGUUCUUUCAUUUUUAGCCUUAAAUUACACAAAGAGGUCUUGAGUUUUCUUUUCAACAGAUCAGUUGGAAGAACUACUGAGCAUUUAAAGUCGACAUGAAACUCAUAACGCGAUGGGCAGAUUCCACAUUGUGAUGAAAAUGACCAAGUGCAGAAGCCAGAAGCGAUUUCUUUCUUUUCUUUUUUAUCUUGUCUGCUCAUUUCACCUUUUUGGCUGAAUUGUCCCUGCAGCCGACAGCCUACAGGUUUAUUUGUGAUGAUGAUGAUCCUAAUUUCCUUGUGGGUGCUUUUUCAGGACCUCGCAGAGAACAAUUAUUACCAAAACCCCAGGAAUCCUUUCAUCUUCGUGCAGCACGCACUUCCAAAAACGUCCAGUCAAUGUAGCCACCAGCCAUCAAAAACGAUUAGAACAUUUCACUGAAACCCGUUCAGGGGGUGUGGUGGCCUUUUACCAAACUCCCAGCGCCACCACGCGGUAGCGUUUCACACCGCUGCGUCUUUGAAAGCAGUGCAUGCAAGUAGCUUCUGUGGGUCUGCGGCGCUUUAGGGAGUCGAGGGCUCUGCUGUAGUCUGUAGCCUCGUGUUUCUGUGUUGUGAGGACACCUCAGGGUGCGUAGAGGUAGGAAAGCCCUUCUCCUUUGUCGUUAAAAUAGCCGUUAAAAAAACAAACACUGGAUAACCUGAGACAACAGACCGUUCCCAUAUGAAGUGAGAUUUAGCUCCCAAUGUUCCCGUUUUGUUACUAUUGGCUCUUUCUCGUUCUGGAUGCUUCAUUUCUGUCAUCGGUGUGUUUUGGGAAGUGACGGUUUCUUUUCAGUACAUUAUAUUGACUUUUGUUUUGUCUUUUUGAUCUGUUGGAAACCAUUUUUAUGUUACAUUUAAAUAUUUGUUUUUUUUAAAUGUUUUAUAACUUCGUAUCGGCAGUCGUUUCCCUUAUUUCAGUGCAAGCGUCUGAAAUGUAUUUAUAAUGACAAAUACAUUCUUUUUUGUAAUUACAUUUUUUUAAUGUUUGGUUCACUUUGACGCAUUGACGGCUGAUUCAGUAAGAAUUUCCUACAUGCAGCGUAGAUCAAAGCAGAAUAUGACUUGUGGUAUCAAUGUUAUUUUAAGAAUAAAACACUCUUCUAUUG
Gasterosteus aculeatus aculeatus (three-spined stickleback) is the source of this 7046-nucleotide messenger RNA. It is a transcript of the gene rad54l2, whose product is annotated as RAD54 like 2. Lineage: Eukaryota; Metazoa; Chordata; Actinopteri; Perciformes; Gasterosteidae. Gene Ontology annotation, cellular component: nucleus. Gene Ontology annotation, molecular function: ATP hydrolysis activity; ATP binding. The record is from RefSeq and is a predicted model, not a curated record.